AUGACUUUUUCCUUGAUGAUGAAGUCAGAAGUUCAGUUCAUGAAUGUUUACGAAAAUUCUUUAGACAAUGAAUUGUUUAGGAACCCUCCUUACCCGUUAGCAAUGAAAAUUGAAGAAUUAAUUUUGCCACCCAAAAAUUCACGAAAAGCAACCAAAAACAGGAAAAAACCGUAUUCAACGCCACCACCAAGACCCCAGAACUCUUGGGUUCUAUUUCGUAGAAAUUUUACUGAAUUACACAAAAAAUCAAAAGGAACGAAAAUUACAAACAGUGAAAUUUCCCGUUUAGCCGCCGAAGAAUGGCGUAAUCAACCUGGAAAAGUUCGUCAAUUUUUUGAAAUUCUUGAAACCUUUGCGAAGGAAAAACAUAAGGAGGCUUAUCCUGGUUAUCAAUUUCGGCCUAAAAAAAAAGAAAAGCCGAAAUCGAAAAAAAUACAUCAUAAUAAAUGUGAUAUUAUUCAAUUCCAAAUUUCUCAAAGUCACAAUGAAGUGACGAAACCAGAAGAAACGUCGAUAAAUUGCGCUGAUAAUUUUUCAGAAUAUUUUAACACUCUAGAAGCUUCCGAAAAUAUCGAUUUUAAUUUCCCAUAUAAUAACGAUUUCCAUAUUUAUAAUGAUUUCUAUUUUUAUACGCCAAAUUUUAAUGAUCAUUUUAAUGAUCUUGAAAUGUUAAAUAAUUCGUUUUUUCAACAAACUCCUGAUCAGACAUCUGAUCAAGAUUACGUUAAUUUCUCCGAUUACAUAAUAGAUCCCGAUUUCCUUACAUAG
Messenger RNA from Racocetra persica, 768 nucleotides. Lineage: Eukaryota; Fungi; Glomeromycota; Glomeromycetes; Diversisporales; Gigasporaceae. The record is from the annotation of a GenBank genome assembly.